GUCAAAGUUGAACUAAGUAAAAACAUGGUUGAACACGGGGAUAUCCGCGUGGUUCACCGAGGUGGUAAACUAAACUUCAGGGAGCCUGUCAUUACCACUGACUCCAGGUUCCUGUUGUGCGGCUCGGGAUAUGAGGUAAAGGUGUUCAGUACCUCUACAGAGGAGUGCAUUCACGACUUGCGGGCACACACAGACCUGGUCACAGGGGUGCUGCUCAGACCCUCUAACCACCUGCAGGCCUACUCUUGCUCAACAGAUGGCACUGUGAGACUGUGGGACUACACAGACGGUAUUCUCAUUAAGACGUAUGUGAUUGGAUAUCCAAUUUACUCCAUCUACACAUCUGCAAACCACAGUGGAGUCCUCUUUGUGGUUACCCCGACAAGCGACAAAAGAUCUGAGUUCCAGUUGGUUGCAGUGCAUUUACCACAGAGUGGAGAUCAGCUGGUGGAGGCCCGGGAGUUCUCUGCUGUACUCAGUGACGUCAGUUCCAACCCAGCAGCCACAUCCUUCGGCAGAGGGGGGGAGUACAUUGCUUCAGCCAAAGGUUUGCAGUUGGAGGUCUAUUUCUUCAAAAAGCAAAAGCCAUACAGGUUUUUCCUCAAAGAAGACAACAAGAAGGGAGGCAAGAACACAUUCACAUGCUUAGCCUGUCAUCCAAAAGAUGACUGCAUUGCCACUGGACAUGAAGAUGGCAAGAUUCGCUUGUGGAGAAACUUCAAUCACAAGAAGGAGUACACGUACACCACCCUUCACUGGCACCACAGUGCUGUCAGUUCACUGUGCUUCACCCCAGAAGGAACCAACCUGCUGAGCGGUGGCAUAGAGUCAGUGCUCGUCCAGUGGCGAUACAAUCAGGAGAGCCAGCGAGACUUCCUGCCUCGCCUGGGAGCCGCCAUCACACACAUCGCUGUCUCACCUGAUGGAGCUCUGUUCUGCACAUCCCACUCUGACAACAAAAUCACAAUCAUCAGGAGUUCUAUUCAAGUGUCUGCUGUCAUUCAGGGCCUGGUCAAAGGAGACAGUGUGAGGACAGACUUGAUGGUGGAUCCUCGUAGCAAAGCCCUGGUGCUGAACGGGAAACCGGGGCACCUGCAGUUUUACUCACUCCAAAGAGACAAACUCCUGUACAAUCUGGACAUAGUACAGCAGGAGUACAUUCAUCAGUCGGGCCUGGAGCAGUUUGAGGUGGUCAAAGCAGCCUUCGAUGCCUAUGGAAACUGGCUGGCAACAGUGGAAGAAAGGAAACAGAAGCCUACUGAACUGGAGCUGAAUUUGAAACUUUGGGCUUUUGAUGAGCAGACGCAGAGUUUUAUGCUGAACACGACUAUCUCGGCCCCCCACGAGGCCCGGAUUACAGCCAUGUGCUUCUGCCACAGUACCGACAGCCAGACCACCGUGCUGGUCUCCGUCAGCAAGGACGGGCACUUCAAAGCCUGGCAGCUGGCUCCAGCCACCCACACAGAGGAUGAAGGUCCGUCCUGGUCGUGUGAUUUCGUCGGAGCCUAUCACAGCCUGGUACCAGAAUGCUGCUGUUUCUCAGCUGAUGGCUCUCUGCUGGCCGUCAGCUUUCAGGAGGUGGUGACUGUGUGGAGCCCGGCCUCCUGGGAACUCCUGACAACUCUGUCCCAACCGCCAGGAGCCAUCAGGAAUCUUUGUUUUGGGCAACUUACCUGUUCUAAGUAUCUGCUGGGAACCACAGACAAGAACUUGCUCUGCUGCUGGAACCUACUCACUUGCUCUUUGGAGUGGAGUACCUCUAUGGAUGUCAGCCUGCUGCUUUCAGACCCAUUCUCUGAGAACAUGGCUGCCUUCUGCUGUCAGGCUGGAUGCACUGACUUGUUUGUUUUUAAGCCCAGUGAGCCUCGGCCGCUGUUUUCCCAUAAGGCUGUGUGCUUGGGGAAAGUAACUCGGGCCGUUUUUGCGCCAAGGGAGAAGAUGCUGGAGAGCUGUGAGGAGACCAGCCAGUGGCUCAACCACUCUCAGCUGUACUUUGUCACUCAGUACAUGGACCUCUUGACGUUCACCACCAAAGCGGAGGAGGACAGACUGAUGGCCUCUAGCAAACAGCUUGUGAUCAGUGACAGUGUUGCCAUGACACCAUUCUCUGUGUUGCUGGGGAAACGAAGUCAACAGGAGGGUCAAGAAGCAGCGAGCAGCCUCUUAGCUGAGAGAACACAACUGCCACAGGGCUCAGCUGCUGUCAGAGAGCUCCUGCAGACCCCAGCCCACGUCCUGCCCUCCACCUCAUUCCUGUGCUCCAUGUUCGUAGAGUCUCUGCUCAUCUCAGUCACAGACAACAGGGAGGAAAACAAACAAGCAGAGGAGGAAAUGGAGAGUGAGAAAGAGGAAGAGGAUUCGGAGGAGGAAAUGGAAUCUAACAUCCCGAGACCAGAGCAGGCAUCACAAGGGGGAGUGUGGCUGACGGACACCCCCGCUCUGACUAAAACUCAAGCUAGGGAAUUAAGAAGGGUGAAGAAGCUUGACCACAGCUGGUUUACUGGCCUCCUGGACUAACCUCUGACACAUCCAGUACAGCACAGACCUUUAUCACUGUGGACGCCUCAGCUUUUGUCCUUUUGCAACAGCGGAUCAUAGUGGACUUGUUUUUUUGAACAGAAAACCAAACAUACCCAUGUGUAAACAAAUCUUUGCAAUGGAAAGUAUUUGUAUGCAAAAGUGCUGAACACCCUCAAGUCCUUACAUUUGCUAAGUCAUGGCAGCAGUUAGUUUAAAUUGCUGUUAUUAAGUCUAUCAGUUUACAGUUUAGUUUAGUUCACUUAUCUAUAAAAUGACUCAUAAGAACAAUUCAUAUACAAAUACAAGCUGUGGACACAUUGAGCUGCAGCUGAACAUGAACAAUACUCAUUCCUUUGUAGUCUUUGCUUUUGUGAGUUUUUUUUUUUAAAUGAAUAUUUUGCAACAUAUUUAUAAUGUUUUCCAAUUUCCUCUCUGCAUUUGACUGGUGUUCAAUUUUUAUGCUUGCAUAUUUUCAGGUUAUUUGUCCAUUCGUCCCUUUCUUCAGAACACCUAAAGGGGAUUUCUUCAAAUUUGGUGUAAACAUUCACUUAGACUCAAGAUGCUGAAGUAUGUUAAAGGUUGAGUGCGUGUUGUAUUUAGUGACACCUAAUAGUGAAGUUAAUAAUGCACACUAUGGAAUACUCCUCAAUUCACCCUCCUUUAUGCUUUCUGCAAAUAAUAUGGAAGACUUUGUCUGAAGUCUGUGUUUGUUUUGUCAGUUAUGGGAUCUUCAGUUAGGGGGAUUUUGACUUUGCCCUGAAUCCAAAAUAGCAGGUGAUAAUGGUGGUAUUGCCCAUCAUUGUAAAAGAAAAAGGUCUGUUCUGACUUACUGCAGAAGGGUAAUGCAAACACAGUUGUAAAUUAU
Messenger RNA from Sphaeramia orbicularis (orbiculate cardinalfish), 3385 nucleotides. RefSeq names its product WD repeat domain 75 (gene wdr75). The record is from RefSeq and is a predicted model, not a curated record. Gene Ontology annotation, molecular function: protein binding; RNA binding. Gene Ontology annotation, cellular component: nucleolus; small-subunit processome. NCBI's taxonomy places the organism in Eukaryota, Metazoa, Chordata, Actinopteri, Kurtiformes, Apogonidae. Gene Ontology annotation, biological process: positive regulation of rRNA processing; ribosome biogenesis; positive regulation of transcription by RNA polymerase I.